Trematosphaeria pertusa is the source of this 880-nucleotide messenger RNA. RefSeq lists its product as uncharacterized. Gene Ontology annotation, molecular function: high-affinity secondary active nitrite transmembrane transporter activity. Gene Ontology annotation, biological process: nitrite transport; transmembrane transport. Gene Ontology annotation, cellular component: membrane. The transcript is spliced from 3 exons. The record is from RefSeq and is a predicted model, not a curated record. The coding region runs from base 1 to 606 and encodes 201 amino acids. Lineage: Eukaryota; Fungi; Ascomycota; Dothideomycetes; Pleosporales; Trematosphaeriaceae.
AUGGCCAGAAUCAGCUUCAACUCCUACACUCCGCAAGGGACCAUCGAAUUGGUUUCUCGUGCUGGAGUCAAGAAGAGCAAUAUGCGACCCGACAAGGCCUUUCUCAGCGGCGUGUCUGCCGGCUGCCUCCUCGCGUUCGCUGCAGCGAGUGCCUUGAGCACGAACGCCGCGCCCUUGUAUCAGCAGAAUGCGCCAGGAUUGAUCAGGACAAUCAGCUCAUUGGUUUUCCCUUACGGUUUGGUCAUGAUCCUGCUGACUGGAGCCGAUCUCCAUACUGGGUCUUUCAUGUACACGACUGUUGCGGUGCUGCACCGCCGUUUCUCCCUUCCGAAGAUGCUGCUCCACUGGUUCCUUACAUUCUGGGGCAACCUGGCCGGCUCGCUGUUCGUAGUCGCCCUCAUCCUCGGAUGCCGUGAUCUCUCAUCCACGGUCACUGGCAUUUGGUGGCCCAUCUUCGCCUUCGUAUCCCUAGGCCUCAACCACGUAGUCGCGAACAUGGCCUUCGUUCCCAUGGGCAUCUGGCUCAAUACGCCUAGCUGCAGCGUCGGGCUGUAUAUCUGGAAAGGUAUCAUCCCGGCCGGACUCGGCAACAUCAUUGGAGGUUAAGUUAAAUCUUCAUAUCUGCGCUUAAGUGUGACGGGAUACGGGCUGAUGAUGCAUAGGGCCUUGUUCUGUGGUGGCUACUACUGGUAUAUGUACCUCCUCGCUGAACCGGAUAUUGCGAUCGAUAGCAUUUAUUAUGAUCGCUUGGAUGGUAUCGAGAAGGGCGAGCCAGUUAUUCAUGCGCCUUCGGAUGAGGAGAGUGUGCGUAAGAAACCGGUGUUUUGGCUGAGGAUGAGCGUAACCCAACGCUCGGCGGGUAGGAGAUAGGGUAUUGAUG